Messenger RNA from Danio rerio (zebrafish), 2362 nucleotides. It is a transcript of the gene oprd1b, whose product is annotated as opioid receptor, delta 1b. Gene Ontology annotation, biological process: signal transduction; G protein-coupled receptor signaling pathway; cellular response to morphine. Gene Ontology annotation, molecular function: G protein-coupled opioid receptor activity; G protein-coupled receptor activity. Gene Ontology annotation, cellular component: membrane; plasma membrane. The record is from RefSeq and is marked validated. Lineage: Eukaryota; Metazoa; Chordata; Actinopteri; Cypriniformes; Danionidae.
GACUAGUGGAGUUGAUGUCCUUAAAUCUGCUGCUCAUGAUCUUACACCUUUCAUUUUAAACAAACACUUUCAACAUUUUACAGUUUCACUUAAUUAGAAGGCGUUCGACAUAUAGGGGACGAGCAUAAUGGAGCCUCCAACAGUGACUGUCAGCGAUUUUUCCGAGCGUUAUCCUUUAUUUCUGCACAACUCGAGCUUUCUGGAGGAGCCUGCGGGACUUCUGUCCAACUGGAGCGGAGGAAGCAGUGAGCUGAAGGCGGUGAGAGGCAGCAGUGCGGUCGCUAUCGCUGUCUCCAUCACUGCGCUAUACUCGGUCAUCUGCGUUGUGGGACUCGUUGGAAAUGUGCUGGUUAUGUACGGAGUGGUCAGGUACACGAAGAUGAAAACCGCAACCAACAUAUACAUCUUCAACCUGGCAUUAGCAGAUGCGUUGGCCACCAGUACAUUGCCCUUCCAGAGCGCCAAAUACCUCAUGGGCACCUGGCCGUUCGGCGAGCUCUUGUGUAAAGUGGUCAUUGCUAUUGACUAUUACAACAUGUUUACCAGUAUUUUCACGCUGACGAUGAUGAGUGUGGACCGCUAUAUUGCCGUGUGUCAUCCGGUGAGGGCCCUGGACUUCCGCACGCCUGUCAAAGCCAAGAUCAUCAACAUCUGCGUCUGGAUUCUGUCCUCCGCUGUCGGCUUCCCCGUCAUGGUGAUGGCUGUUACUAAAGAAUUAGACUCAGGCAAAACAAUCUGCAUGCUGAAAUUCCCCGACCCAGAAUGGUACUGGGAUACAGUGACCAAAAUCUGCGUUUUUAUUUUUGCCUUUGUGUUUCCCGUCCUGGUGAUCACCGUCUGCUACGGCCUGAUGAUCCUGCGGCUGAAGAGCGUGCGCCUGCUCUCCGGCUCCAAAGAGAAGGACAGGAACCUCCGGCGCAUCACCCGCAUGGUUUUAGUGGUGGUGGCGGCAUUCAUCAUCUGCUGGACCCCCAUCCACAUCUUCAUCAUCGUCAAGACAGUGGUAGAGAUCGACCAGAAGAACCUGCUGGUGGUGGCCUGCUGGCAUCUGUGCAUCGCUCUGGGCUACAUGAACAGCAGCCUCAACCCGGUCCUCUACGCUUUUCUAGAUGAGAACUUCAAGAGGUGCUUCAGAGAGUUCUGCUUGCCUUUUCGCACUCGCAUAGAGCAGAACAGCUUUUCCAAAGCCCGCAGCGUCAUCAGAGAGCCCAUCUCUGUCUGCGCCAAAUCAGAAUCAAUCAAGCAGCCCACAUGACUAGACCUGGACCGGAUGACUCCUAGUACACAGAAAGACCCGCAGUCCGAGGUAACCCAGAUCUCUACAACUGAGUUUUAAGCUUAUCUGGCCCAUAAACUGCUGGCAGAAUGUCAUGUUGGGGCAUUAUUUAUAUUUUAUUCUCAUCGUUCUUGACUGAAAAGUAUGGAUGGCCCUGAAAUGAUCUGCGAGAUAUUUUCCUAAGUGAGGAAAUGAGAUGAUCUGGACCAUCAAGAUGGUAAUCAUGCAUUGGAAAAGACAUCAAAGACCUGACCAACAGGAAAUUUACAUUCAUUAGUGGUAUAUGAGCCAAUACAGCAGAUUCCCCUAAUGAGAUUUUUUUUAUAUUGCAAGUUAAUGCAUUUCCAUGGGAAUUGUGGGAUUUUAUGAUACAUUGAAUAAUCAAUUCUGCUUUUGAAACAACAAAGUGAGCUGUAAGAUUUUUCUUACAAGAGCUUGUUACACAGAAAGAUGAAAAUGUACAGUUUUUGAGCUCCUGUUGUAGACAAUAAAAGUUUUUUUUUUUUCUUAAAAACCAAGACAUAUGGAGAAACAUUGGACUUUAGAAUGGACAUUCCCUUUGAUUUUCAUGGAUGUCAGCGGAUGUUCUUCCUUUUGAAAACAUAAACUCUGAGCAUUAUUCAUUUCAUGGUGCUUUAUAAAGUCAGUUUGUAAAUUUGCGCUACUAGUGAAGGUGUUUUAAAACCUUUGACUAUGAAGAAACGUUUUUAGCUCUUUUAGUAUUUAGUGGACGAAAAUCUUGCAUUUCUUUGCCAUUGGCGCAGAAUGGCUGUUUUUAUGACCUUCUUCAAAUUCUAAAGUUGAAGUGACAUUUAACGAAUCGUCUCAUGAUGUUAGUGUUGGAUUUAAAAUGUCAGCUUUGCUGUAAAAGGAGAUGGUUUAGUUUCUUGAGCUGUAAUAGGUAAACUUUUUUCCAGCCAAGUGUGUUUAUGUAUUAGUUUUGCUUUCCUGUAUUCUGCUUCAGUGAUCUGUUCUCAUGAAUCUAUUUUUAUGGACGCAUGGAAAUUAGACAUCACAAACUAUCUGAUCUGUCAGUAUUUGUUGUGAAAGUUCAGAAAAAAUAAUUAAAAUCAUUCUGUAGAUUAA